Molecule: messenger RNA, 1080 nt
Organism: Erigeron canadensis
Lineage: Eukaryota; Viridiplantae; Streptophyta; Magnoliopsida; Asterales; Asteraceae
Exons: 3
Coding region: 1-1080 (359 amino acids)
Source: RefSeq, a predicted model, not a curated record
AUGUCUAGUUCAUCAUCAUCAGCCUCUAAUGACGAUUACGAAUCAAACGAUUACGAAGUACUCAAUAAUGCUGUUACGCAAAUGAAUGUUGUUUUCAAUCCCCAAGCCAUAGGUGCGUGUGUUAACGUUAUCUUUGAAGAAGAAGAAAACCAACACCAAGAAGCGUCAAGUUCUUCAACACCCAAGUUUACUAGAAGGGUGAUCUCGCGAGAUCACGUGGGUGCCGCAAAGCUUUUAUACGAUCAUUACUUUGCGCCUAACUGCACUUACCCACCUGAUAUGUUUCGUAGAAGGUUCCGAAUGCGAAAGGAAAUGUUUCUGCGCAUAGUGCGAGACAUAAACUCCUUUGAAAGCAGCGAACCACUACCGAAACACUUUCAGUUCUUCCACAAAGGCGCGACAGAUGCUAGUGGUCGUCCCGGUUUCAACAUUUUCCAAAAAUAUAAGUACUUGCAGAUGGCUCAAGAUACGGGCUACCAGUGUUUAGACGCUUUCUGCAAAUGUGUGAUACACCUGUAUCAACAAGAGUACUUUAGAAGGCCAACAGAAGCAGAUAUCGAGCGGUUAACUGCCAAACAUGAGCAGGUUCAUGGUUUUCUGGGAAUGCUUGUGGCAUGGCAAGGGCAGUACACCCGAGGCGACAAGGGACAUCCAACAAUCAUGCUUGAAGCUGUUGCUUCAUAUGAUUUGUGGAUCUGGCAUGCCUACUUUGGUCCCGGUGGUUCGAACAACGACAUCAACGUCCUCAACGAGUCAGAUUUGUUCGACGAUUUGCUAAAAGACAGGGCUCCUAAAGUAGAGUUUUCGGUUAAUGGGGAGCAGUUUACAAAGGGAUAUUACCUAGCAGAUGGUAUUUAUCCAGAAUGGGCUACUUUUGUUAAGUCAUUCAAGUGCCCGAUGGAGCCGAAAACCACCAAGUUCAAAAGAUACCAAGAAGCUGCAAGAAAGGAUGUCGAGCGUGCAUUUAGGGUUCUUCAAGGUCGUUGGGAGAUUAUUGCACGUCCUGCGCGGCCAUAUAGUACCAACAAAAUUAAACGGAUCAUGUUAUGUUGUGUGAUUCUGCGCAAUUACAGAGUUUGA